UUCCCCCUAUCGCUUUCCGGUUUGAGCUUUUCGGCACAUCAGGGCUUCCGUUACUCCUGUGCGCUUUGCGGUGAAACAAAAAGUGUUCUGUGCAUGUGCGUUUACCCUCAAGAUAAUAACUUCUUUCGUGUUUUGGUGAUACUGUGACCUGCUCAAUACUCAUACAGCUAGGCAUGUCGUCGGACGCCUUGAAGAAGCGAAAGUCAAAGGUUCUACGCAGUGAAGGAGGAACCCCUGAGAUGAAGCGAGGUCGUGGAGAAGGGGACCAGCAGGAUGUGCGUGUAUAUAACGAGGAGGUGGAGCUAGACAGCAGGGACCCUGAGCAGGAUUACCAGCAGUAUAAAGAGUCAUGUGAGAGUUUGGCUACACUGAUGAGUGAGAUCCAGGAUCUUAAAGCCAGUGGAGCCAAGGAAGGGUGUGCUGAGAUCGAGCAGAGACGCAUGCAGAGCUGCAUCCACUUCAUGAAUCUAAAGAAACUCAACCGUCUGGCUCACAUGCGACUCAAGAGAGGCAGAGACCAGACACAUGAGGCAAAGCAGAGAGUGGAUGUGCUGCAUCUUCAGCUGCAGAACCUGCUGUAUGAAGUUAUGCAUCUUCAGAAGGAGAUCAGCAAGUGUCUGGAGUUCAAGUCUAAGCAUGAGGAAAUAGACCUGGUGUCUGAAAAGGAGUUUUACCAGGAGGCACCAGAGGAGAUUUCAAGGCCUCCCCUAACAAAAAAUGAUCCACAUCAACUCACACUGGCACGACUGGACUGGGAGCUUGAACAGAGGAAGAGGUUGGCAGAGAAGUACAAGGAGUCCCAAGCCACAAAGGAGAAGAUCCAAAAAAGCAUUGAGGUGAAGAAGGAACAUCUGACAAGCUUACAGCCAGGACUCAAUGCCAUCAUGCAGGCCUCUCUGCCUGUGCAGCAGUAUCUGUCCAUGCCUUUUGAACAGACUCAGAAACAGACAGAAGUCUCGCGCCACCUGCCUCCACCUCUUUAUGUUCUUUUUGUUCAAGCCAACGCAUACGGCCAGGCCUGUGACAAGAACCUGAGUGUCUCCAUCAGUGGAGAUGUGGAUGAGGCCAAAGCCUUGUCCAAGCCUCCAGAAGACUCCCAGGAUGAUGAGAGUGACUCAGAUGCUGAGGAGGAGCAAGAGAAAACGAAGAGGAGAAGGCCAACUACAGGAGGCCAGCUGGAUGACAAAAGACGGGAGAUGUUGAAGAGGCACCCUCUGUCCCUCUGCUUAGAUCUCAAGUGUAAAGAUGGCAGCGUCCUCCACCUCUUCUUCUACUACCUGAUGAAUCUGAAUAUUUUGACUGUAAAGACCAAGGUCUCCACCUCCUCGGACCUCACCACAGCCAUCAGCGCAGGGGAUCUGCUGAAGUCAGAUACUCUGCUCAGCUGCCUGUACACCGGCGACCUCGGAAGAGAAACACCAAACCCAGCUAAUCGCUACCAGUUUGAUAAAGUCGGGAUUGUUUGCUUUGGUGAUCAUGUGGAGGAGCUUGGCCACCCCUACAUGUGGGUUCAGACUCUGGGAGGACUCAACUUUCCAAAGGAUACUACGGAGGGUGUGCGUGUGGGCAGUUCACUGAGUGCCAGUCAAAUGGAGAGCACCAUGAAGCUGCUGAGGGGACGGCUCCAGUCACGCUUGGCUUUGCAGAAACAGUUUGCCUCUUUAGAGCACAGCAUUAUCCCGGUCUCCAGUGAGAGUCGCCAUCUCUUCCCUGCUAAGAUCCUCUCCCGUUUAGCUCGCUGGAGCACCACCACUUAUGAGGAGUACAUGGAUCUGCUGUAUACACGUCAUGUGACAGAAGCUGGGCUUGCAAAGGAGACUGAUCUGUAUUUCAUGGCGGUAGUGGAGAGGGGCACAGCUCGUCUCCAUGCUGCUGUGGUGCUGAGUCCCCGUUACCCAGAAAUCUCCCCCCUCUUCUCCCUCUCUCUCAGCUGGAAGGGAGAGCGUACUGGACGUACUGAUGACAACCUUCGAGCCAUGGAGAGCGAGGUCAAUGUGUUCAAAAAUGAACUGCAGGGACCGCGGCCAGGACACCAGCUCCUGACCAAUCAGAUUUCACGCUUAUGCGUCUGCCUGGAUGUGUAUUUGGAGACUGAAGGACAAGAUGACGGUGUAGAGGGACCAAGAGAGUUUCCCCGGGAAAAGAUGUGUUUGCGCACUGUCAGGGGUCCAAACCGUCUGAAGCCAUUCAAGUACAACCAUCCUCAGGGCUUUUUCAGUCAUCGCUAAACCUGUAUCCAAAUGAUUCUCCCUGCUGUAAUUUACUCUAUCUCCUUCAAGUUUACCUUUGUGUCUUUUAAACAUGAAGUAUCUCUUUUUUAAAGUCUUCGUCACAAUUUUGAAAAUUAAAAAAAAUAUUUUCUUGAA
Molecule: messenger RNA, 2366 nt
Organism: Notolabrus celidotus (New Zealand spotty)
Lineage: Eukaryota; Metazoa; Chordata; Actinopteri; Labriformes; Labridae
Gene: thoc5
Product: THO complex 5
Exons: 20
Coding region: 174-2228 (684 amino acids)
Biological process (GO): positive regulation of DNA-templated transcription, elongation; mRNA export from nucleus
Cellular component (GO): THO complex part of transcription export complex
Molecular function (GO): mRNA binding
Source: RefSeq, a predicted model, not a curated record